AUGUUCCUACUCCCUCUCCGAGACUCGAGGUUUUAACAACCUGAAACCUUAGCCCUAGCCGUCCGCCUUCCUCCAUGGCUCGUACGAAGCAAACGGCCCGCAAAUCCACCGGCGGCAAGGCUCCGAGGAAGCAGCUGGCCACCCAGGCGGCGAGAAAGUCGGCUCCGACUACCGGGGGAGUGAAGAAGCCCCACAGGUACCGGCCGGGGACGGUGGCGCUUCGGGAGAUCCGUAAGUACCAGAAGAGCACGGAUCUCCUGAUAAGGAAGCUGCCGUUCCAGCGGCUGGUGCGGGAGAUCGCGCAGGACUUCAAGACGGAUCUCAGGUUUCAGAGCCAUGCCGUUUUGGCUCUCCAGGAGGCGGCGGAGGCCUAUUUGGUCGGGCUGUUCGAGGACACCAACCUCUGCGCCAUCCAUGCCAAGCGCGUCACCAUAAUGCCCAAGGACAUCCAGCUCGCACGCCGCAUCCGUGGCGAGCGCGCUUAGAGACUCCUCUUUUCCCUUUCUCGUUUUCUUCCCGUACCCGUUCUUUCCUUGUUCUCCGUUCGUGUCUCUCUAUCUAUUCUUUCUUUUGCCAUUUAAAAAAAUAGUUUCGAUGUAUAUGUUUAUCUUAGAGAUAAAACAUUGGAAAUAGAGACUAUGGCGAUGCUUCUUUUCUUGUUCGAA
Phoenix dactylifera (date palm) is the source of this 665-nucleotide messenger RNA. RefSeq names its product histone H3.3-like. Lineage: Eukaryota; Viridiplantae; Streptophyta; Magnoliopsida; Arecales; Arecaceae. The record is from RefSeq and is a predicted model, not a curated record. Gene Ontology annotation, cellular component: nucleosome. Gene Ontology annotation, molecular function: protein heterodimerization activity; DNA binding; structural constituent of chromatin.